Messenger RNA from Mercurialis annua (annual mercury), 2545 nucleotides. RefSeq names its product lupeol synthase-like. Gene Ontology annotation, molecular function: beta-amyrin synthase activity. Bases 106 to 2391 code for a protein of 761 amino acids. The transcript has 17 exons. Gene Ontology annotation, cellular component: lipid droplet. Gene Ontology annotation, biological process: triterpenoid biosynthetic process. NCBI's taxonomy places the organism in Eukaryota, Viridiplantae, Streptophyta, Magnoliopsida, Malpighiales, Euphorbiaceae. The record is from RefSeq and is a predicted model, not a curated record.
CAAUAAACAAAGCCCCUUGAAGAGACUGUACCCCCAUUUGUAGCAUUAACAUGAAUAUAUAAUGUAUGUAAAUGUAGAGAUGUAAAGCCUUAAGAGAUAGAGAAAAUGUGGAAGCUUAAGAUAUCAGAAAAAGGGAAUGAUCCUUACAUUUACGGCAUCAACAAUUUUUUAGGAAGGCAAACAUGGGAGUUUGAUCCUCAUGCUGGUACUCCUGACGAGCUAGCUCAAGUUGAAGAAGCUCGCCAUAAUUUCUGGAAAAAUCGCUUUCAAGUCAAGCCUUCCUCUGAUCUUCUUUGCCAAUUUCAGUUUUUAAGAGAGAAAAAUUUCAAAGAAAUAACUCCGAAAGUCAAGAUUGGAGAUGACGAAGAAAUUACAAGAGAAGCUGCAACAUCUGCUUUGCGGAGGAGCGUCCACUUUAUGUCUGCCUUGCAGGCGAGCGAUGGUCAUUGGGGCGCAGAACAAAGUGGUCCAUUGUUCUUCACACCACCUUUGAUUUUUUGUCUAUAUAUUACCGGACAUCUCAAUUCCGUAUUUCCAGCAGAAUAUCGUAAAGAAAUUUUACGUUAUAUUUAUUGCCAUCAGAAUGAAGAUGGUGGUUGGGGAUUUCAUAUAGAAGGUGAGAGCACCAUGUUUUGUACGGUUCUCAACUAUAUAUGUAUGCGAAUACUUGGCGAAGGACCCGAUGGCGGAAAAGAUAUGGCUUGUGAAAGAGGUAGAACGUGGAUUCUUGAUCAUGGUGGUGCAAUUGCCAUAUGCUCUUGGGGAAAGAUAUGGUUAUCAAUUCUGGGAAUGUAUGAGUGGGAGGGGAACAAUCCUGUGCCCCCUGAGUUUUGGCUCUUUCCAGCAAGUUUUCCAACUCAUCCAGCAAACAUGAGUUGCUUCUCUCGGAAUAGUUUCGCACCUAUGUCAUAUCUAUAUGGAAAGAGAUUCGUUUGUCCAAGCACACCACUCAUUUUACAAAUAAGAGAUGAAAUUUAUAAUGAACCCUAUAACACAAUCAAUUGGAAAAAGGCGCGCCAUCUAUGCGCAAAGGAGGAUAAUCUGUAUCCCAAGACUUCAAUGCAGAAGUUAUUGUCGGACAUUCUUUACACAUUUACGGAGUCAUUUCCAAGUAAAUGGCCGUUCAAUAAGUUACGGGAGAAGUCUGUUAAAAUAGCAAUGGAUCAUAUUCAUUACGAAGACGAAAACAGUCGAUACAUUACUGUAGGAGGUUUGAUCAAGACAUUUAACAUGCUUGCUUGCUGGGUUGAAGACCCUAAUGGAGAAGCUUUUAAGAAACAUCUUGCAAGGGUUCCAGAUUACAUGUGGAUUGCAGAAGAUGGAAUGAAAAUGAUGCCCCUAGGAACUCAAUUAUGGGAUACUAGUUUGAUUCUUCAAGCUCUGCUGGCUAGUAAUCUUGCUGCUGAAGUCAGACAUACAGUUCAGAAAGGAUAUAAUUUUAUAAAGAAUACUCAGAUAUGUGAAACUCCAUUAGACGACUACAACAUCAUGUCACGUCCUGUGUUUAAGGGUACAUGGCCUCUUGCAGAUAUUGACCAUAAUUUGCAAGCUUCUGAUAGUUCUGCAGAAUGUAUGAAGUUCUGUCUUCUUUUCUCAAUGAUGCCGCCUGAAAUCAUCGGUGAGAAUAUAAAACCUAUCGAGUUAUACGAUGCUGUUGAUGUCAUACUUUCUCUUCAGGGUAAGAAUGGUGGCAUGCCAAUCUAUGAACCACCAAGAGCAGGGCCAUGGUUGGAGUGGUUCAGUCCGGUGGAAUUCCUUGAAAAAGUUGCCGUUGAGUAUGAGUACAUGGAGUGCACUUCGUCAUCACUCCAAGCGUUGGUUUUAUUUAAGAAGUUAUACCCUACACACAAGGAGAAAGAGAUUGAUCAUUUCAUUAAAAAUGCUAUUAAGUUCAUUGAAGGCACACAAAAUGCAGAUGGCUCAUGGUAUGGAAAUUUUGGAAUAUGCUUCACUUAUGGCACAUUCUUUGCAAUCAAAGGGCUAGCUGCUGCCGGCAAGACGUAUGAGACUUGUCUGGCUAUUCGUGAAGGUGUCAAUUUUCUUCUUAAGUUACAAGGAAAUGAUGGUGGAUGGGGAGAGAGUAGCCUUUCAUGCACACUAAAGGUACAUGUUCCCCUUGAAGGCAACCGAUCAAACUUAGUACAAACUGCGUUUGCUAUGAUGGGCUUGAUUCAUGGUGGGCAGGCUAAAAGAGAGCCUACAGUUUUACAUCGUGCUGCAAAAUUGUUGAUAAAUUCUCAAAUUGAACUCGGUGGUUUUCCUCAACAGGAAAUAACAGGAACAGUCUUGAGCAACUGUAUUCUGCACUAUGGCUUGUACCGAAAUACUUUUCCCUUGUGGGCUUUAGCGGAAUACUGUCAGCAUGUUCCUUUGCCUUCUAAAAUUAUUUGAAAAAAUAAAUAUAGAUUUUUUUAAUAAAAUAAAUUAAAAAAAUGAGUUGAAACUCCACAAAUUUAAAUUUCGUUUACCGUUUGUAUUGAUUGGAAUAAUUGGAUAUUGUUUAUCGCUUGUUUGGUUUAAUUUUAAUUUUUCUGUUUAUAUUUAA